AUGGGCAACGUGCCGUCUACCGAGACCGUCGGCGAGCAGCGAAAGCUGACCAAACCUAAGACAAACAACCACGGAUCCUUACAAGCCUCUAGGCUCGUUCCCCAGCCUCCGCCUUCUCCUACGGCCCAGCUUUCCGACCCUAACUGCGAUGACGUUGUCUGGACUUCCGGUGGGACCUUUAGAAGUACCGACGAAGCCCGCCAGCAAAUAAGGUCGCAACUCUUCGGCUCCAAAGACGCUGAGAUCUACAGAGAAUCAGCCAACAGCGAGGACGGGAGAGAUAGCCUGGGUGAGCUCGCGUCGAGCGUCAAGGACCGUUUGACUAGCCUCUCCAGGACUGGAUCCCUUUUAUCAGACAUGCCUAGCCCACGCACUUCUUCUACAAGGAUCACCAACCCGUUCAAUGGUUCGAAAGUGUCUCUGCCCGCGGACCCGCGCACCAUUGAUAUCGAAUCGACUAUUGCACUCCUGCAAGAGUUGAAGAAAACUGCAUCACCAGAGGAUCUCGUGGCUCUGCACAAGGCACUUCUUCCAACAAAGCCCAUUGAGCCUGCUAUCAACCCUAUUUCUCCUGUAGAUGCGCCUGUUGGUCCACUAGUUCGUCGUAGGUCGCUGGCUGUGCCUGGACUGGCGACUCGUGGUACUUAUGACCUUUUGCGGAAGCAAAAUGAGGUCUCUCUACUUUCGUCAUCUUCAUCGGACCGGGAGCAAUUGUCGAAGCUCCGGGAAUUUGCGCCUUCUCCAUCGAACCACAUGAUUGGCCUGGAAGCACCGCGAGAGGAGAGCUCUUAUGGACCUCGUGCGACAACCCCUGGAGACAUGGAUUAUGCGCUCUUGGGUUCCAAAAUCGGCACGCUUACUAUCACCAAUGGAGCCCCAUCUCCGGCCCCCAGCGUCUUGACUAGGCCAAUGACAAACCAGAUGUCCAUGCCAAAUCUGCACGAACCUCAGGACUAUUUCGCAAAGUUCGAGAGCGUGGUAGGAUCUGAAGAGCCGGACAUGGCCAUUUCAAACCGCCCUACAACCGCUCAUCGGAGAGCCCGCUCGACCGUCGCUACUUCGUCAUCGUCUACUGCCGGAUUGGCACCACCUGUGUCGGAAGGACUGAGCACAGCUGGAAAGUCGCCUCGUCCUAGCAGUUCCUUCGAUAGCCGUCACUUUCAAAACAACACCGGAAGAUCUAGUGAUGAGACACUCACGGGAUCUGCAACCGAGCCCAGGAGGAUAUCUGAUGCGGCCGUCACGGCUCAAGAGUAUAUCUCGGAACUGGCGUCGAGCCCGUUUGGAGAUAGCCCUUGGGCUAACGACGACGCCUCGGAAUACGCGCAACUGAGCAACUUUGACGACGAGGGUUACCAAGCUCCCAGUGAAGACCACAGCCUCCCAGAGGAAGCAUUUGACACGCUGAACAAGAGCCCCUUCGCCGACGAGAUGUUCCUCACUGAUGUGUCGACCAAGAACUCUCUGGAGUUGAACUCAAACGAGUCCACCGACGGCCAGCUGCAGAGGCCUCCUCAGAAACACACGGAUUCUGGUUACUCAUCUGGAGCCAGUCUCAAAGCGGUGAAGGCAGGAAAGGCGAUUACAAACGUAUCCGAGGGUCAGAAACAGCGCUGCGCCGUUGUCGCUGAAUCCAACGAAGACGCCAAGAGCAUGUACACAAUCCGUGCCAUGCUCGCAAUGACGCCGCCUGAAGAGCCCAAGCCGGCGGUUGCAGGAUCGAGAGCGGCAAAGCCCGACCGUCUCCCUCUUCUGCGCACGAAGUCUUGGAAGCGCUUCUCCUUCAAGAGCAGUGCGCCGUCGUCGCCCGUCCCCCCUUCGCCUGUUCCCUUCAUCGCCGACCAGCCGGAGUCCAGCAUCACGCCCGCGAAACCCCUGCGUCAAGACUCGGGUAUCUCGACUGAGCAGUCCGGCCUCGCGCCUAGUAAGUCUAAGAGGCUGCUCAGGAAACGGAAAUCCUCGAUCCCGUCCUCGCCCAUCGUGCAGGCCUUCAAGCCUAUCCGCAAGGGCAGCGUGCCCGAAAUCCCGGCUGAAGUCUCGGCGCAGUAUACGAGGCGCUUGACUGAGUCUCCUCAGAUGGCGAACCUCGACCAUACUUUCGCGUCUGUUAACCACGAGGAACCAAUCCAGGAGGAAGAUGCUGCCGUCAAUGCUGCUGCUGUCUCGAUCCGCUUUCCUUCUCCCACGCCCCAAAAAGACACCAAUGCCGACACCAAGGCCUCUGAACCUACCACCCGCGAACGCAAGCCCAAGCGCACCGAAAGCGCGUCUCGCCUGCCAUCCAAGUCCCCGCGCCGACGCUCCCUGUCCCUGCAUCUCUCCCGCAAGUCCAAGGAAGCAACGCGGGAUUCCUCAGUCGACGAACCUGUCCCCAGCCUUCCCGUCAACGACGACGAUGACGACGAAGCCGGCCCCACGAUCCAAGAUUUUGGCACUGUGGCCGCUUCGCUCGGCGGGUCUCCCUAUGACAUUGCCAUGGACGCCCUUGCGACCAAGCCUCGUGUCGCGGCUGCCACGCUGCCGCACCACUGUAGCACAAAUAUGAUGGAGCGCGCGCGCGCACCGGCGAGGGCGACGAUGGACGCGGCUACGGCGUCGGAGUUUGCGAGAUUGAGGAGCAGAGAGCGCGCUUCUACUAGCACCCCGACCGGCACUCGCCCAGAAAGCUGGUUCCAGGAUGGUGAGAGGCAGCAGCAGCAGCGGUCCCCGCCGUCAGCACCCAAUUUCUCGCGGCCGAGCAGCUGGCAGCAGCAGCCCGCUAGUAGGGAGACGACGCCGACACCGCCGCUGCUGAAGUCGCCGGUCAUGGCGCCGCAGAGGCCGAGGUAUUACGAAGCGUACCGCCCGGGCAAGACGUCGGCGACGGUGACGCUCACGGACGCGGAGCGCGCAGCUGCGCUUUCUGCACUGGAAGGCGGCGCCAACUCCAGCAGAGGCGCCAGCCCUACUGCUUCGGCUUCGACUUCCGCCUCCGUCUCCACGCUUACGCUCCCUCCCACUCUGCGCGUCACGACCGCGCCAAAGUCCGAAGAGAAGAUCCCCUCGCCCGCCCCCGCAGACGAGGGCAUUAGCCCCCUCUCGACCGUCCCGCCGCAGCCACAGCACGCGCCUCCACCCCCGCCACCGCCCGCGUCGCGCGCGCUUCCGGUCCUCCCAACCCUGCAAGUCCAUGCGCCGACGCCGACGCCCGAGAACCAGUUGCGCAGCGCGCCGCCGGCUUCGAUGGCUUCGGGCUGGGAGCACGCGUCCCGCGUGUGGCGGCAGCGGCGGCAGUCGCUGGGCGAGGGCCUGAAGGCGCAGAACCUGGCGCAGCAGCAGCAGCAGCAGCAGCAGCAGCAGCAGCAGGGGAGAAGGGGCAGCACGGCGGCAGCGAUCCCGUCGGUGCCGGCUUUGCCUGCUUUGCCUGCUUUGCCUGUGCCUAGGGUCGAGGUUGGGGCCAAGGCCGUCGUCGAGGUCGUCGCGACUUCUUCUUCUUCGCCGGUUAUUUCCCCGGUUGUUUCGCCUGUCGUGUCGAGGACUGCGUCGCCUUCGUCCCAGCAGCAGAGGCCUUCGCCCAUGAAGCGCAGAUCGACGAUUAAGCGGUACUAUGUGGGCAUGCCCCCGGGGGAGGGGGAAACGGAGGGUGCGGCGGCUGAGGCGGAGAAGAGGAAGGAGAAGAAGGAGCGGAGGGAGCGGAAGGAGAAGAAGGAGAAGAAGGAGAAGAGGAAGUCGUUGAAGGACUCGUCGGUCGAGAGUAUGAUGACGUCGACGACCACCACCACCACCACCACCACCACGACGGUGGUGGCGUAG
Molecule: messenger RNA, 3792 nt
Organism: Aplosporella prunicola CBS 121167
Lineage: Eukaryota; Fungi; Ascomycota; Dothideomycetes; Botryosphaeriales; Aplosporellaceae
Exons: 2
Coding region: 1-3792 (1263 amino acids)
Source: RefSeq, a predicted model, not a curated record